Molecule: messenger RNA, 1443 nt
Organism: Amphimedon queenslandica
Lineage: Eukaryota; Metazoa; Porifera; Demospongiae; Haplosclerida; Niphatidae
Exons: 5
Coding region: 463-1188 (241 amino acids)
Source: RefSeq, a predicted model, not a curated record
GCUAGUAUGAAUCCUGUUAUAGUACUGAUCCCAUUAUAUACUGAUACUACUGUUGUUUCUCUAUUGCAAUGAAUUCAGCUCUUACUGUCUACUACUUUUAGCCACAAAGUACAUGCAUGGAAUAUUAUACAGAAACCAGUGAAGGACCUUUGAUGUGUGGUGUAGACUCGCCAUAGCUCCAGUUACAAUACUGUAUGUAUGUUCACUAAUUGCAGCCACCACAGUGUCAUCACUCCUUAUCAUUCCUACACAAGAUUUACUGAUGUAACUCUAUACAAUACAAUAUACUGACAUGUGUUUUAGUACAUACUGCAUUACCAUUAUACUGCUUGUAACAUGAUGAUAGGCACUGGUAUGUAUUUUCCUCACGUGCUUGUAACAAUGCAUGCCUCAAGUUCUGCAGGCUAUAUAAAGAGGUGCUUUUGGAUGCAGUGAGCAAAUUACAACUAAAGGAAAAUCACAAUGAAGACUCUUGUAUUCUUCUUUAUGACUCUCAGUGUUUGUGUUCUGGCUAUGCCAAGCACAAAGUCUUACAAUCAUGAUGAUUACAGGAACAGAAACAAAGUAACAAACACGAAUAACGAGACUUCACCACCAGAAGGGAGAUCGCGUUUACAUACAAGUAUUAUUGAUACAGAAUAUGUAACAAUCAUAUCUGAAAGAAACGAUCUUUGUGUUUACUACGGACAAUACAAGGAAGGCUGUGUUGAUGCUAACAAUGCAUGUGGAGCAAAAUUUGGUGACUUUUCUCUUGGUUGUGCUGAUGAUGAGGAGCUGUUUCAGAAGCAUUGCUUUAAGAAAUGUUCACUUCUUGCCAAUAAACAUUUCCCAUUGCGCACAGCAAUGAACACAUGCUCAAGGAAUGGAUGCACUUCAAGUCAGGAAUAUGAUGCUGGUCUCUGCUAUCCUAAAUGCAAAAAGUACUACAUCGGAGUUGCCCACCUUUGUUGGGGAUAUUGCAGUCGUUUCUGCGGAAGAAAUUACAGUGACAUGGGCCUAUACUGCUACCGGUGGUGGCUACCACAUGCCUGUUCCAAGCCAUCGUAUGAUAGAGGUGCUGGGAGCGCCCCUUACCAACCCUGGACCAAGGGAAAUGGAUGCUCUGGGUUUAAUGUGGAUAAUACUGGAAAAUGUCCAACACUAGAUAUCUCUGAUAAAUUGCCCACUGGUUUUUGCAACAGGCAAUGAACUGGCCUAAUAUACUAAGUGCAUGAAGAAGCAAUUAGGACUUUUUUUUUGUUAGGACUAUUCUUGUCAGAACUAUUUUUUCAUUAUUUUUGGUGCCUCUUUUUUAUGUUAUUUUUUUCUAAAUAAUUAUUAUUGAACCUCAUCAAUCAAAAUGCCAAGUUAUUUAUAUUUAUGCCAAAGUUAUCCAUGCCUAGCUUAAACACAAACUUUAUCUUUCACUUGCAAUGCUUGUUUAUGUAUGACUUUAUUACCAAA